Penicillium cataractarum is the source of this 1746-nucleotide messenger RNA. RefSeq names its product SAP domain protein. The record is from RefSeq and is a predicted model, not a curated record. The transcript has 2 exons. NCBI's taxonomy places the organism in Eukaryota, Fungi, Ascomycota, Eurotiomycetes, Eurotiales, Aspergillaceae. The coding region runs from base 1 to 1746 and encodes 581 amino acids.
AUGGCGGACUACUCCUCAUGGAAGGUCACUGAUCUGAAGGCGGAGCUCAAGAAGCGGGGAAUCACCCAAACUGGACUCCGUCUCAAGCAGCAGUUCAUCGACAAGCUGGAGGAGGAAGACGCCAAAGCGCAACCUGAGGAUUCAGCUGCGGCUACCGCUGAGCAAGUUUCAGAGACCGAAGUCCAAGAGGGAACUGCCCCUGAAACCACCGAACAACCCGAAGAACCAGAACCCGGGGAACAAAAGACAGAAGCGCCCGAAGCACCUCCAGCACCAGAGCAACAACCCCCGAGUCCCAAAACGGCGCAGCUGAAGCGCAUACGUACAGAAAAUGUGUCGCAAGAUGCCCCAGAAGUUGUCACUACACAGCCGCCAGCCGAGGAGCAAGGUACCAAGGACGUCGCUCCUCCCGAGGUGACCGCACCGACACCAGAGCCCGAAGAGCCCGCAGAACCCUCAGAGCAAGCUCCCACAAUUGCCGACGAGCCUCUGUCAUUGGAACCCACCACGACCACCGAAGUAGCGCCCUCGGUCACUCAAACAUCCGGAGUAAACACAGGGCUGUCCACUCCUCUUCCCAUGGAAGAAGUCUUGGAAGAUAAGCGCAAACGGAAGCGCCGCAGCCAGAGCCCUGUCCCAACCCCCGAAGCCAUCGCACAAAAGAAAGCCCGAGCGCAGGAAGACAGUCCCCGUGUCAUACUGAAAGAUGACGUUCCCGCUGGAACGGACCCUAAAGACUUUGCGCGAGAGGAAGAGCCGGCAGACGAGACUUCAAAAGACGAGCCUGCCGCACCGGCUAAACAGGAUGCACGAUUCCGAGGUUUGUUUGCUGGGGAGCCUGCGCCUCCCCGUCCAACUUCUCCAGUGCGGGAUGUUACCAUGGAGGAUGCUACUGUGGAGCCUGCUAUCCACCCUGCAACCUGUUCUCUCUACAUCGACGGGCUCAUGCGCCCUCUACAACCCAUGGGGCUUCGCAAGCACUUAAUCGCCUUGGCAUCUACACCCGAUGCACCCGUUGCUGCCGACUUGGUGAAGGAAUUCUGGCUUGACCCUAUCAAGACACAUUGCUUUGUCCGAUUUGACGACAUUGCGGCAGCUUCGCGGGUUCGCUCUGCAAUUCACGGAACAGUAUGGCCAAAUGAACGCAACCGGAAGAGUCUAUGGGCAGACUUUAUUCCCGACGAGCAGAUCAAAGAAUGGAUCCGUACAGAAGAAGCGGCACGCGAUAGACCCGGGCCUCCUGCCCGCUGGGAAGUCCAGUACGAAUCGAAGGGUGAUGAGACCAUUGCUACCCUAGCGGAAGCUGGAUCAAAAUCGCGCCCCGGCCCGUCCAAAGCACUCGAGCCUGGCUUCAACCGAACUCCGCCAUCAGGUCCACGUGGCAGCAUUGCUCAGCCCGAUCGCCAUGCUUCCAAUGCCCCACCUGCACCUCCGUCGCGACCCGGCCAAGGGUUUAAACCUCUUGACGACCUCUUUGAAUCCACUACCACGAAGCCCAAGCUCUACUACCUUCGUGUACCGAGAGAGGUGGCUGACAAGCGGCUGGACCAAUUCGAUGAGUUGAUUCGCAAGGGCCAGUUCCCGCGCCGUGGCGGAGAUGAUAUGCGCCGAAUCACAUUCGAAGACGAGGACCGCUUCGUGGAUGGUGGUCCCGAGUAUGGCCUAGGAGCUCGCCAGGGGCGCCGGGGAAGAGGCGGUGGACGAGGUGGAGGUAGUGGACGUGGCGGAGAUGGUCGUCGACGUUGA